Molecule: messenger RNA, 753 nt
Organism: Symbiodinium sp. CCMP2592
Lineage: Eukaryota; Dinophyceae; Suessiales; Symbiodiniaceae
Source: the annotation of a GenBank genome assembly
AUGCCCGGAGCUCGCGAGCUCCUUGUAUCGUCUGGAUGCCGUGGCUAUCGGCAAGAUGAGACAGUUGCAGUCACUGUCUCUGCGGACAAUGUGAGACAAAUGGUGGACACCACCAGGCCCCGCUUUGUGCAAUCCGCGCUGCGCUGUGCCGGCCCGGCUGCUCAAGCUCACGGCCGCUGUGAUGACGCGACAGUCAGGGCUGCCCUGCACUGCAAAGCGCCAGACUUCAGCAGAGGGUUUGCAGAUCUGCUGCCAUACGCCCAGCACAUCCUUCACCCGCUGAUCCACAACUGCGGGCACCAACAAGAUGUGCUGGUGCUGGGCCUUGGAGGUGGUGCAAUCCCAACUUACCUGGAAGAAUCCUGCCCCGGUACGCAUGUAUUGGCAGUGGACAACAACUCGGACGUAGUCCGAGCAGCGCGGGACUUCUUCGCAUACAGAGGUGAGGCUCUGGUGCAAGACUUGCACCACGCUCUCGCUGACCUUUCACGCAAGCGGCCCCAAUCUUUCGAUGCAGUUGUUACGGAUGUUGGACACAAUAUUAAGCUUACCAGACAGGACCUACAAAAUGUAUUGAAGCUACUGAAGCCAAGCGGCUUGGUUGUGGAGAACCUCAGCAACCCAGCCUAUGCAGCCGACCAGCUCAUGCUGUACAAAGAGUUCCUGGGUGGAGCCGCGUCGGAGGAAGUCAGUGCUGGAAAUCAUAUUCUCUCUGGGUGGAGCAAUGCGGCACCACAGACCAUCGAGCAAUGA